Molecule: messenger RNA, 1490 nt
Organism: Laccaria bicolor S238N-H82
Lineage: Eukaryota; Fungi; Basidiomycota; Agaricomycetes; Agaricales; Hydnangiaceae
Exons: 2
Coding region: 163-1374 (403 amino acids)
Source: RefSeq, a predicted model, not a curated record
CCCACUCACCGUUCGUGUGGUACAUCGCUGGUCGAUCCCUUACGACUCUUACGACAUUCCUCUGCUUUGCCUUGCUGGUCAAGACACGGCUAACUCCAACCUCCACCCCACACAACCUCUAGUACCAACUUGCCUUCAAACAUCUACCUACCCACAACCAUCAUGUCCCAAUCAAUCCUAAGACUCGGAAUGACAUCACCCACCGCCGCCCGCGCCUUCAUCAUGAGCAGCAGCACCAUCAAGCCGGGCAAGUCCAUUCUCAGGCGCCCGACCGCCCUGCCCCUCUCGCCCUCAGCAGGCGCUCUCCCCUUCGCCGCGAGCUUCUCAGUACACCUGUCCCCCCUCGCCGCUUCCCCACACGUCCGCUUCCCACCGUCCCCAUCACUCAUCAAUGGGACCAUCACAGCGCACUCUGCCAACAGUUACGAUCGUGCCCCCAUCAACGUCUCGCCGAACCCCGUUGAGCUGCCCAAGAGGCACACGAGGAUAUACUCACCUUCGAUGGAGGCGUUCAAGCUCAACUCUCCACCGAAAGCGACCAUCGCUGCCCGUCGUGCGCGGAGGAGGGCGUCAAAGUCCAUCUUGUUGAACCCCGCUCCUCAGUCACCUGCGAUUGUGGGUUUUGAGGAUCCUAGGUCUCCGAAACCGAGGGCUGAGGCGGGCCAGAGUAUCCGCUUCGCACCGUUUGCAACGGUAUCUUCCCGACAACCUAGGGAUCUAGGGAAAUCACUGUCUUCGUACCCGCGGUCUCCUUACCCCUCCGCACCGCUCUCACCGCAGGGCGUCCCCUGGCCAUCGAAAGACGUCGAUGUCAUUGGUCAACGAACACGUGCCCAGUCCAACGAGGAAAGGAAGAUGCCUAGCAAACAACGUCGUGCCGCGGCGCCGUUCACGCCCAUUCCAUCUCCUCUUAACCAAUCCUUCGUCGUCCCCAUACCGUCAGCUCGGAGACCUGCACCGCUGGAUCUGGCGCCCACACAAGAUUCGGAGGAGCUCAGUAACGCGUUCUGGCAGAGCAUGACGCUAGAAUCAGCAGACGAGGACGAAGUGAUGGUGACAGCCCUGGAGUACCCUUCCUCCGCGUCUGCAUUAGACGUCCCAAUGAGUGCGUUAUCCCAUCUCCCAGCACGGGUGAGCUUGAUGUUUGGUGGUAAAGACGGGGCUUUGUGGUCUCCCCAGCUGAGGCCUGAGGGGAUGUUGAGUCCGGGAAGGAAGACGGCGUUCAAUGGGACACAGAUGAAGAGGAGUUACAUUGCUUCGCCGUCUCCGCAUGAUCCGUUUGCUGCGUUUCCUUCAUUUAGUGUUGCGUUGCAGAAGGGGGAUAGCGUUGGUGCUGUUGCGUACCCGCCUAGAGCUGUAUUGGAGGGGUUCUGAGGUGGUAGGGAUAUGAAGUAGGCUAGUCUGGUAUUGAAGUGCUUGUUGAGAACGAGAAUUGUGUGUACUUUUACGAUGGACGGUUUGGAAUUGAUCCUUGUCGUGACGAACUUUUC